CCCUACACCCCCCCAGCCCUAGCGGAGCUCCGGUGGUUGGUGGUGUUGUUGUAGCAGCGGCGGAGGAGCAGAAGAAGAAGAAGAAGAAGAGGAGGAAGAGGAAGAGGAAGAAGAGGAGGAGGCUGUGUUUGGAUUAGGGGGUUGGGCUGGUUCAGAAAACCUGCCGCCGCACAUCCACUUUGUCCCGGGUGGUUCAGCGUUGCUUUCCCGCAGAUAUCAUCUUCAUCCUGCUCCACCUGCUCCAGCCUCCACCUGCUCCAGCCUCCAGCCUCCAGCCCAGACACCGACCCGCCGCAGCGCACAGGGACCGGACGGACAAGGGCGACCAGCUGAGCGUUUUUUUUUUCUGGAGGAAACAAGGGAUUAUCUCUCUAUAUAUAUUUAUUUAUCCACGUAUAAAUAUAUAAAAGAGGCUGAAGAUGGUGAAGCUGGGGAGUAAUCUUCAGGACAAAGGGGCCAAAGCUGCGAGCGUGGAGGACGGUUUCCAGAACGUGCCCCUCAUCACUCCGCUGGACGUGGGCAGCCUCCAGAGCCAAGCACCUGACAAGGUGGUGGUGAAAACUCGUACGGAGUACCAGACAGAGAAGAAGAGGCUGAAGGUUCCCAAGGUGGAGGAGUUCACCAUCAGCUUUACUGACGGGGUUUCUGAGAGACUGAAGGUGACCAUCCUGAUCAUCCUGGCCUUGGCCUUCCUCGCCUGCAUCGUGUUCCUGGUGGUUUAUAAAGCCUUCACCUACGACCACGCCUGCCCAGAUGGAUUCAUUUACAAGCACAAGCGUUGCAUCCCAGCCUCUCUGGAGGCCUACUACGCCGCCCAGGACGCCAACUCCAGGGGCCGUUUCUACACAGUGAUCAGCCACUACAGCAUGGCCAAGCAGACCACCUCGCACUCUGUCUCCCCCUGGCUGCCUGGAGGGGCGGGCGGCCACGACACCAAACCCCCGAGCGGCGAAGGCCACUGAGUUAACCCUUAACAGGAUGUAAACACACACACACAGACACACACACACAUAUACAGACAAAUGUAGGCGGCAAUUUAGAAAUAAACGACACAUAGAGUGAAAACGUGCAUGGAGACAUUAAAACACACACAUACUAGCUCAUGAUUAUCUGAUUAUUAUCUCCUCACUCAUCAUCACCACGGUUACUCCCCCCUUUUCCUCUGGUUUAUUAUUCACCCGACUGUCACGAUCUAUUUAUUUUCUACUGUGAUGUUAAGGAUGUUUUGUAUGUGAUUACCAGGCCUCUCUUUGUACAAAGACACGAUUCAGAUCAUCUUCUGUGUGUGUGCCGUCGUUACUGAUCUUCAUUCUCGCCCUAUUUUCUGUUCUGCAAACACACACAGAAAACUUCUUCUUACUCAGACCUUUUAACGCUGUAACAAAGUUGUAAAAAAAAAAGAAAAAAAAGAAAAACAACCUUUCAGCUGCUCUUUCUGAGCUCGUACACGAUGACAUUCUCAACGUGCUGUGCCAUACGUUUUAAACCCUGACCCCCUCCCCCAGUGACCGAAGCUGUACAUACAGAUGUGCAUCCAGGCUAGUUUUGUGUGUAUGCAUCGUAGUAGCUUUCCUUAGUUUUUACUCCUUCAUGUGAACUACUUGCAUAAAGCUUCUGCAGCCUGUCUCGUAGCUUCAUUAAACGCAGUGACACAGACUGGAGAGGAGACGUGGUGCACGUCGCCGUCUCUUGCCAAAACUCUUCUAUUUCCCGCGGCGUAUGGUUCCGUUUCUAGAUGAUAACGUCCUCUAUAUGUUUAUAGAUGGGCUCGUGUUCCUGUUCUUAUUUCAUUCACCUCUUUUUAUUUAUUUAUUUAUUUGUUUUUUAAUGAUGCGUUGGAUCUGUUGUCGAGAACGCUUUAAUGAGAUGUUGUGACGUCGUUAGUCGAUAUGUAGCGAUACCUGGUGUAAUUGAUCAGUGUGCAUCCCCGUCCCUCUUCUCUGGGUUUAGAUCCAAAUAAAAAGAAGCUGUGACCUGU
Mugil cephalus (flathead mullet) is the source of this 1978-nucleotide messenger RNA. It is a transcript of the gene nsg2, whose product is annotated as neuronal vesicle trafficking associated 2. Gene Ontology annotation, biological process: clathrin coat assembly; G protein-coupled dopamine receptor signaling pathway; endosomal transport. Gene Ontology annotation, molecular function: clathrin light chain binding. NCBI's taxonomy places the organism in Eukaryota, Metazoa, Chordata, Actinopteri, Mugiliformes, Mugilidae. The coding region runs from base 420 to 962 and encodes 180 amino acids. The record is from RefSeq and is a predicted model, not a curated record. Gene Ontology annotation, cellular component: endosome; membrane. The transcript is spliced from 5 exons.